This is a messenger RNA of Nelumbo nucifera (sacred lotus), 5463 nucleotides long. The record is from RefSeq and is a predicted model, not a curated record. NCBI's taxonomy places the organism in Eukaryota, Viridiplantae, Streptophyta, Magnoliopsida, Proteales, Nelumbonaceae.
UUGUGUUAAUUUCAAAAACAAAUGAAAACAAAAACAUUCACGAUGUAGACCACCCUAAGUUUCUUCUCAAAUUGUUUCCACUACUGUGAUAUUCUUUAUCCUUAUCUGAAGACUAUCAAAAAGGGCCUCAAAUGAGUCCUAGGAAAUGGGAAGAAGAUAUCAUUUUGGGAUGAUAACUGGACCCCAUUUGAUCCCUUAAGUCAAUUUGUUCAAAUGAAUGAUCCCUUAAGGAUUUUAUUGGCUGGGAAAAUAACAGAUGGAAAAAUGAGGAACUACAAGACUUGCUUCCCCCUCAUUAGACUUAGAGAAAUGAAAUCCUUGCAAUUUCAAUUCCUCAUACUAACAAAGAAGAUCACCUAAUUUGGGGAGGAAAUCCAAGUGGUAACCUCUCAAUCAAAACUGCAUAUAUUGAGACCCUUGACACCUCCCAUAGAGAGCACACUGAUUUAGCCCUAAAAAAGGAAAUUUGGAAAAUUAAAUCUUUUCCACUAUAAAAAUUUUCCUCUGGAUGCUUAUCAAUGUUAAGCUACCAACAAAAAGGUUACUUAUUGAAAGGGGCCUUAAUGAUGGUGCCUAACGGUUGGGUUGCUCCAUUGUGACCUGGGUGACCAUGGUUCAAAUCUUGGAAACAGCCUCUCUGUAUAUCUGCAGGCGUAAGGCUGCAUACAUCUGUCCCUCUCCGGACCCCGCAUUGGUGAGAGCCUCAUGCACUGGGCAGUCUGGGCUACCCUUUUAUUGAAAGAGGCCUUAAUAUUAUGCGUGGUUACAUGAGAUGCGGAGAUUCAGUAGAAGAUGAGAAUUAUAUAUUUCUCAAAUAUCCAGUGGUGAGGCAAAUCUGGAUGGCUACAGAAGAAACCUGCCCGGGUCCUAGCUUGGAUAUAGAUGCUUAUAUAACAAGGACGUCCCUGAGUAGUACUGGAAAAAAAUUUCCUUCCUACUAGGGAUUAUAUAGAAAGAUAGGAGUUAAACCAUUUUUAAAAACACAAAGGAAUAUCCACCUCAUAUAAUUGAAAAAGCUUGGGUAACACAUUAGGAAUUUUGUGGGGACACAGAGGACACUAACCCAUCUCCUAAUCCAAAUGACCAAGUAAUGGUUAAGUGGUUCCCACUGAAAGACCAAUAGAUUAAAAUUAAUUUUGAUGCUUCAAAAAAAAAAACAGGAUGGAAGGAUAUCUUAUGGUUGUGUUGGCAGGGACUAUAUGGACAAAAUAAUAUUUAUUAAAGCUGACAGAAUUGGAAUCUCUUUGAUCAACAUUGCAGAAGCCUGGGCAGCUAGAGAAGCUAUAUUUCUUUCUAGAGAGUUGGAGACUAAGAAAAUCAUCGUCGAAGGACAUUCAAAGCUAGUUAUAGACUGCCUCAACAGAAGAACAAAGAUCCCAUGGAGCAUAAAAAAUAUUAUCGAGGAUUGCUGGGAGAUGACUAGAGUAGCAGAGCUUGAAAUCACUUAUCAAAACACCUAUCAGGAGGCAAACCAGCUUGUUGAUUUCUUAGCUAAUGCAGGGCACUUGAUGAGCAUCUAUGAUGCUAUUGCUAUUUUGGAUUUUCAUUGUAUUGCCUUAGCUGACGCUUGGGGCAAUUCUGUCCCCAGAGCCUUGUAAUUCACUUUUAUCACUAAGAAAAAAGAGCAUCAUCUGGAACUUAAGUAAACUUUGUCAUAACUGCAGACUAGUUAUGAGGAGCUUCCUGAAACAGAUUUCUGAUGUCUUUUUGUGUGUGUGUGUGAGAGAGAGCUGUUAUUCAAGGGUUUACAUUUAUGUUUGGACAUUUUUAUCUUGGUGUGGCAUGAAUGCCAAGUAUUAAGUUGUCCAUAAGCGCCUGGCAUGUUGAUCUCAAAAUUUAUGGCAUGGUAUGCAGUGAUAAAUAAUUUGGAAAUACAUUAAAAAUAAGAGACCAAUUGGACAUGUCCUUUUCUUUAUAUACCUUAUUUACUAGUUUUAAGUGCCCAAGUUUUAUCUGCCUUAAGCUUGAACAUUAUCAAGAUGCUUAAUGGAAUUUAAUGCCAAGUGCGAGUUCCUAAUGAAAUUGUGCAUUUCUACCACAUAUUAUAGACACUUUAUCUGUGUUUUUUGGACAAUCAAAUAGGUCUCACUUAGAGGUAGGGUGUCUUUCAACAUAAAAUUAAAGUACAACAGGAAAAUGGAAGGAUGCAUCUGGACUCUGGAGUCAUGUGUGAUUGGAGAAUAUCACUUUGGCUAAAAGGAAAAUUUUAUAAGACAGUUACAAGUCCAACAAUGUUGUAAGAAGAGAAUCAGAAAUUGUUGGGCAGUAAGGAAACAACAUGUCCAAAAAAUAAAUGUGGCAGAAAUGCAAAUAUUGAAAUGAAUGGUAAAACUAAACAGGAUAGGAUAAACAAUGAACGAAGGAACCAAAGAGUAGCUCCAAUAGGUAAUAAAAUGAGGGGAAGUUGACUAAGAUGGUUUGGUCAUGUAUUGAGAAGACCAUCUACUACACUAGCAAGAAGUUGUGAUCUGUUACUAGUUGAAGGGGCUAGAAGAGCUGGGGCAGACCAAAAAGUACAUAGGUUGAAUUAGUGAGAAAUGAUUUAAGGGCCCAUAAUUUAACAAUGGCUUUAUUGAUAAAAAAUGGCAUUAAACAAUGCAUAAUGGCAGGACAAGACUUGUGUAGUCAACCCCAUAUAGUUUGGACAAGGCUUAAAUGAUGAUGAUGAUGAUGAUGAUGAUGAUGAUGAUGAUUGUGACACUUGUUCAUCCACUGGAGGCCAACACAGUGGAGGAGAGUGUAACUUCUACACUAUCAUGGUCCGAGAGAAAGAUGUCUGCUGGGAAUAUUGUGAUAAGCUAGAAGGAAACAAAGUAAGGUGUAAAUUUUGUCUGAAAGUUCUGAAUGGGGGAAUUAGCAGAUUGAAGCAUCAUCUAUCCCGAGUACCCAGUAAAGGUGUUCACCCUUGUAGCAAAGUAAGGGAUGAGGUUACUGAUAGAGUGAGAGCCAUAAUAGCAAUGAAGGAAGAGGGAAAAGAAGCCGCCAAUGCUAAAAAGCAACGACUAGCAGAAACAAAAUGUCCUGGGAACAUGUCUGCAAGCAAACCUCUCAUGCCUAUGGAGGCAAUGUCUCCAAUAACAAAAGUUUUCCCCUCUGGCUCCCAGAUAGCUCCUCCACCUUCAUAUGACAGGGAUAAUGCAGAAAGAAGUAUUGCUCUAUUCUUCUUUGAAAAUAAACUGGAUUUCAGUGUUGCACGCUCUUCUUCAUAUCAACUAAUGAUGGAUGCGGUAGCAAAGUGUGGCCCUGGAUUUCGGGGCCCAUCCUCAGAAACACUGAAGACCACAUGGUUAGAAAGAAUCAAGUUUGAAGUAAGCCAACAAUGUAAAGAAAUUGAGAAAGAGUGGGCCACCACAGGUUGUACAAUCAUUGCAGAUACAUGGACUGAUAAUAAGUCAAGAGCUCUGAUAAACUUUUUAGUGUCAUCACCCUCGGGGACUUUCUUCCAUAAAUCUGUAGAUGCAUCUACAUAUUUCAAAAACACUAAAUGUCUUGCUGAUCUAUUUGAUUCAGUUAUUCAAGAUUUUGGCCCAGAAAAUGUUGUUCAAGUAAUUAUGGAUAAUGCUCUGAAUUAUGUUGGUGUGGGCAAUCACAUUAUGCAAAACUACAGCACCAUUUUCUUGUCUCCUUGUGCUUCUCAUUGUUUGAAUCUAAUCUUAGAGGAUUUUUCUAAGAUUGAUUGGGUUAACCGUUGUAUUUUACAAGCACAAACUAUUUCAAGGUUUAUAUACAAUCACACAUGGGUUCUUGAUCUAAUGAAAAAAUUCACUGGAGGGCAAGAACUUGUUCGGACUGGUAUUACAAAGUCUGUAUCCAAUUUUCUCUCCUUGCAGUCCAUGUUGAAACAAAGGUCAAGAUUGAAACAUAUGUUCAACAGUCCAGAGUAUUCAUCAAAUCCUGCAUAUGCAAAUAAACCACAGAGCAUAUCUUGCAUUGCCAUUCUUGAGGAUGCUGACUUCUGGAGAGCAGUUGAAGAGAGUGUAGCAGUUUCUGAGCCUAUACUUAAAGUAUUGAGGGAAGUUUCUGGUGGGAAACCUGCUGUUGGUUCUAUAUAUGAGUUUAUGACCAGGGCCAAGGAAUCUAUAAGGACCUAUUACAUAAUGGAUGAGAAUAAGUGCAAGACGUUUUUAGACAUAGUUGAUAGAAGAUGGCAGAAUCAGCUCCAUUCACCUCUACAUGCAGCAGCAGCGUUUUUGAAUCCUAGUAUCCAAUACAAUCCAGAAGUUAAAUUCCUUACACUUAUAAAGGAAGAGUUCUUUGCUGUUUUGGAGAGAUUACUCCCAACACCUGAACUGAGGCAUGACAUCCCAGCACAAAUUGUUGUAUUUAAAAAGGCAACUGGAAUGUUUGGUUGCAACCUAGCAAGAGAGGCACGGAACACAAUCUCCCCUGGCCUCUGGUGGGAACAAUAUGGUGAUUCUGCUCCAAUGUUGCAACGGGUUGCAGUUAGAAUACUUAGUCAGGUUUGCAGUGCUUCCACCUUCGAGAGGAACUGGAGCACAUUUCAGCAGAUCCACUCUGAGAAGCGAAAUAGGCUUGACAAAGAGACAUUGAAUGACCUUCUCUAUAUAAAUUACAAUCUGAAGCUUGCAAGCCGGAUGAAAGGGAAGCCUAUAGAGACUGAUCCUAUUCUAGUUGAUGACAUAGACAUGACAUCAGAUUGGGUAGAGGAGACUGAAAACCCAAGCCCAACUCAGUGGCUAGAUCGUUUUGGUUCUGCCUUGGAUGGUGGUGACUUGAAUUCAAGACAGUUUAACAAUUCCAUGUUUGGUGCAAAUGACCAUAUAUUUGAUGAAAGUAACUUUCUUCUGUGCAACCUUAUUGUCUUUCAGAUGAAAGUAACACAGAGAGGCUGAGUUCCCUUCUUAAACCUGUUUUCACAUUUUAAUAUUGGCGCUGGGUUGUACUCUUCUGUGGAAUUUAUUUGAAGCGUGAAGUUUCAUUUGUGAAAAUUUGGAGCUCCCUCUUCCAUUCGUGUACCAAGUUGAGCUGGUCUUUAACAGCAGUAACAAAAACACUGAUCCAGAAAAACAAGCUGCAGCGACCACAGUUAUCUGGAAUGCAUUUCAUUCUGAUCGACAUGGUUUAUGAGUCACCACAUUAUUUAUCAAACUAAGAAAUAUCCUAAUUUAGCAAUGUAAUUUUGUAACUGGGCAGCAACUGGUGGGAUCUUAACUAUUAACUUUAUGGUCAAUCGAUUGAUUCUACCCCUUCUCAAAUAGCAAAAGAAACAGAAUGAAGUAGAGGUCAUGCUUCUUGUAAAAUACAAACAGUCAAGCUACAUGUACAUCUUAUACUGUUAGAACUUUAUCUGGUAGUGCGUGAGCCGGGAUGAAGUUAAAGUUUUUUUUUUUCUUUUCAUGGUUGGGCUGCAGAAUAUUUUGCAAUUAAGCCUCUAGCACCUGUUUCUUGUUUAACUGAUAAUGUAUUUACAUGGCAUUUGAAGGACCGAAUUUUGGUAAUGUA